Messenger RNA from Bubalus bubalis (water buffalo), 5216 nucleotides. RefSeq names its product ring finger protein 14 (gene RNF14). The record is from RefSeq and is a predicted model, not a curated record. The coding region runs from base 502 to 1926 and encodes 474 amino acids. Gene Ontology annotation, cellular component: ubiquitin ligase complex; cytoplasm. Gene Ontology annotation, biological process: protein polyubiquitination; ubiquitin-dependent protein catabolic process; positive regulation of proteasomal ubiquitin-dependent protein catabolic process. Lineage: Eukaryota; Metazoa; Chordata; Mammalia; Artiodactyla; Bovidae. Gene Ontology annotation, molecular function: ubiquitin conjugating enzyme binding; ubiquitin protein ligase activity; zinc ion binding. The transcript has 9 exons.
GUCACGGCGUCUGCGCAGAACCCUUCUCUCGCCGAGGCCUCCCAGCCAGAUCCGCCCGGCUCAGCUGACAGCUCCGAAGACGGAAGAGGCGGUCCGCCGGUUGAGCCGGGCGUCUCCAGGCGGGGCCAGCGAGUGGAGGUGAGGGGACCCGGAGCUAGGUUGGAGGACGGAACUUUCGAGCCCGGCGCGGUGAGGCAGUCGGAAGGUACGGUGGGAACUGCGCUUCAGGCGCGCGAGGCAGAGAAGGGCGGCCGGGCCGGGACUGCUUGCUUAGCGGGCUUUAACUCCCCGGACCCGGGACCCGGCCCGAUGGCAGGGUUUCUCUAGUAUAUCUAGUAUGAGUUCUACAUCUUGGCCUUUUAUCCACCUUCAGCAGUCUCAUCUCCAUCAUCUUAAGAAUAAAUGAGAUUUGCAUGAGUUCCAAACUUGGGGCUGAAAUACAAACUCCAGUGCUGAUAUCCUUUUCUUCUAGUUGUUAUUAACAGCUCCUCAGAAAAUUAAAUGUCGUCAGAAGACCGAGAAGCUCAGGAGGAUGAAUUGCUGGCCCUGGCAAGUAUUUAUGAUGGAGAUGAAUUUAGAAAAGCAGAGUCUGUCCAAGGUGGAGAAACCAGGAUCCAUUUGGACUUACCACAAAAUUUCAAGAUAUUUGUGAGCGGCAAUUCAAAUGAGUGUCUCCAGAAUAGUGGCUUUGAAUACACCAUUUGCUUUCUGCCUCCACUUGUGCUGAACUUUGAACUGCCACCAGAUUAUCCAUCCUCCUCCCCACCUUCAUUCACACUUAGUGGCAAAUGGCUGUCACCAACUCAGCUAUCUGCUCUCUGCAAGCACUUAGACAACCUGUGGGAAGAACACCGUGGCAGCGUGGUCCUCUUUGCCUGGAUGCAGUUUCUUAAGGAAGAGACCUUAGCGUACCUGAAUAUUGUCUCUCCUUUUGAACUCACGAUGGGUUCUCAGAAAAAGGUUCAGAGAAGGAUGGCUCAAGCUUCUUCCAACACAGAGCUAGAUUUUGGAGGAGCCACUGGAUCUGACAUAGACCAAGAGGAAGUUGUGGACGAGAGAGCCGUGCAGGAUGUGGAAUCAUUGUCGAGUCUGAUCCAGGAAAUCUUGGACUUUGAUCAAGCUCAGCAGAUAAAAUGCUUUAAUAGUAAAUUGUUCCUGUGCAAUAUCUGUUUCUGUGAGAAACUGGGUAGUGAGUGCAUGUACUUCUUGGAGUGCAGGCAUGUGUACUGCAAAGCCUGUCUCAAGGACUACUUUGAAAUCCAGAUCAGAGAUGGCCAAGUUCAAUGCCUCAACUGCCCAGAACCCAAGUGCCCUUCAGUGGCCACUCCUGGUCAGGUCAAAGAGCUAGUGGAAGCAGAGUUGUUUGCCCGUUAUGACCGCCUUCUCCUCCAGUCCACCUUGGACCUGAUGGCCGAUGUGGUGUACUGCCCCCGCCCAUCCUGCCAGCUGCCUGUAAUGCAGGAGCCUGGCUGUACCAUGGGCAUCUGCUCCAGCUGCAAUUUUGCCUUCUGUACCCUGUGCAGACUGACCUACCACGGGGUCUCUCCAUGUAAGGUGACAGCAGAGAAAUUAAUGGACUUACGAAAUGAGUACCUGCAAGCAGAUGAGGCCAAUAAAAGAUUUUUGGAACAGAGGUAUGGUAAGAGGGUGAUUCAGAAGGCACUGGAAGAGAUGGAAAGUAAGGAGUGGCUAGAAAAGAACUCAAAGAGCUGCCCAUGUUGUGGAACUCCCAUUGAGAAAUUAGAUGGAUGUAACAAGAUGACAUGUACUGGCUGUAUGCAAUAUUUCUGCUGGAUUUGCAUGGGUUCUCUUUCCAGAGCAAACCCUUAUAAACAUUUCACUGAUCCUGCUUCCCCAUGUUUUAACCGGUUGUUCCAUGCUGUGGAUGUUAAUGGAGAUAUUUGGGAAGAUGAGAUUGAAGACUAGUUAACUUCUACUGCUCAAGAUAUGGAAGUGGAAUGGUUUGCCCUAAUCUUUUGUCAAGUAUACAGAAUAACUUUGCAGGAUAUUUAGGGUGCCGUUGAUUCAGUCUUCCUAUGUAGAAGAUAUGGAAGAACAAGGUUUUAUUUUCACAUGUUACUACUGAUUAAGGCACAUGUAUACAUUUUUUCAUUGCAGCAUAAUUGAGGAAGUAUUAAGCCAAAGGUUCAGAAAAUGAAAACUAGAAAAUAUUAAAUAUUACAGUGUGCCCGAAGCUUUGAAUAGUUAAAAGUUAAAUAUUUAUUUUCUUCUCCAAGCUUUAGGGAAAGAGAGAGGGGUCAAGAGUUAAAGACCUUUUUAUCUCUGAGAAGCAUCCCUCUAAGACAUUCUGUGGGAGCUCUGUCAGUAGUACUCCUAAAACCUGGGGUGGGUAGAAGCCUUACUAAAAUUGUGCCGAGAGCCUGAUCUUAGUUACUCCAUAUUACAUUCUUUCCGACCUGAAUUUCUGCUAAUUUUGUUUGGAGGAAGCCCCUUACUCUCUAACCAAUUGGAUGGCCCAGUGUCAUUUUGAUCUGCUUUUCAGAAUAGAAAUUUACAGAUAAUUUAAAAAAUAUUUUUUAGUAUGUAAACACUGUAGGUCACCUGAUAUAUUUAUCAGUGGUCUAUAGUCCACUGGUUUUGAGCCAGGUCUAGAAUUUAUUGAUAGUGGCUUAGAAGAAUUUCAGACCUUUUAAACUUCCCUGUUUCUUCUAGGCAGUAGAGCCUAGAUUCAGAACGACUUGUCUUUGCUACCUUUUGUUCUACAUUCUCUCCGGUUGACCCUUGCCCUACCUUUCAUUGGUAAGGACAAUUUUAAUUUUAGCUCCAACAGCUCAUAUUUUUAUUUCCCCUGCUGGGAUAGGAGAAAACCUAAUAUAUUCCCAAGCUGAACUUUAAUUAUCUGCGUUUUGAGCACUGCACCACCAUAGUUCCAGUGCUAAGUUUCUGAAUUCUUUUUAAAAGGGCUUCUCUAAUGCACUAUGGAAAUUUGUUUUCCUAUCCUCUCUCUCUUUUUUUUUUUAGCAUCAGCACUGUUUCAGGGGAUGAUUUUGGCUUGAUACCUAGAUCCCUGUUCUUGGGUUUGGUUGGCUUUUUGAAAAAUUGCCUUCCUUUAUGGUUUGGUGAGUGGGUUGGUAGCAAAAUAAGAUUUUGGGUAAAAAGGACAGAAGAAUUCAGCUAUAGCUGUGAACAUGUUCUUUUUUCUACCUUGUCAUUGAAAACUGGGGAAUCACUUUUAACCAUUUUAUGUGUGUGUAUCCAAAGAGCACGGACUGUUUCUGGAUUGUCAAUGAGGAUGCUAAAUCUUAAAAAAAUAAAAAUUAUUUAAAAAUUGUCUUAUAAUUAGAGCAGAGUUGCUGUCACCAAGGCAAUUAUCACAUUUAAAAAUGAUAUGGCAUAUAACACAUAUUCUUAAAGUGAGCAGAAGAAAGUCAUGGAAAAGCGUCUCCUCUUUUACCUAAGCUUGUGACUGAACUUAGAUUUUGGGGCCCAUAUUUUGUUUAAUCUACAUGGACUUCAGUUCAGCACAUUUUAUAUAAGAACAAAAGGUAACUUAAAAAAUAAGUUGAGGAUAAGAAAUGGAAAUUAAAACAACUAAUUAUAUAUAGUACAUACUUGAGAAUAGUGGCUCUUCUCAAUGACUGGGUAGGAGUUCAUUUCAUACCUUUCACUGGUAGCCUCUCAGAAGCUCUUAGGUUCAUGGGCUAAUUGAUGUUGCUAGGGGUUAUUUGGGGCUGUUGUACAUUAUGUUAAUGAUGUAUUGAAAGUAGGAAAGACGUCUUAGUUUCGUGAAAGAAAUGACAGCAUUUUUCUCUAUGAUUUAAAAAAAAACACAACAGGUCCUUAGCCUCAAAGACUUGUUUGUUCAACUGAGUGUUUUUUCUUUAGGUACAAGAUCUUCACCCUUUUAUUUUCACAAAGACAGUAGGACUUAUAAAGUCUUAUUUUUAUUUAUUUAUUUAAUUUACUUAUAAUUUGCCAAUCUGAUAGGGCAAAAUGGCACACAAUUAAAAAUUUUUUGCAUACACAUUGAUAACUAAUGAAUAUAAUUUUUGGAAAUUUUCAUUCUAUGAGUUGUUGUUAAGUUCCUUUGAAUUUUUAAAAAAUUUUUAUUGGAAUAUAGUUGAUUUACAAUGUUGUAUUAGUUUCAGGAUGAAGGCCUUUUUUACAGUUGGGCUGAGAUUUGCCAUAAAUUGACAUGGACCUUAUGAGUCCUUUUGAUGGGAAUGAGAGAGCAGAGGAGGAUCCCUUUGAAGAUUGCUAAAGCAAGUUUGAAGAGGGUGCAUCCUUUGAUUUUGUAGAAAAGGUUUGGAUCUAGAACUGGUAAAACAACCUGCUAAAUAACUUUUUAAGUCAAUAUAAAGCUUUUGUGACUUUUAAAGUUUGGGAUUGAAUCACCUUAAGAGCCUGCUUUUGUCACUUAAGGUAAAUCUUUUCUUAUUCAUUUUUUCUAAAGUAAACGUUUUGUUUUACAAUAGUUUUAGAUUUCCACAAAAAUUGCAAAGGUAGUACAGAGUUCCCGUCUACUCUACACCCAUUUCCCUACUCUUUUUUUUUUUUUUUUUAAUGUGGACCAUUUUUAAAGUCUUUAUUGAAUUUGUUACAAUAUUCCUUCUGUUUUAUGUUUUGGUUUUUUGGCCUCAGGGCAUGUGGAAUUUUAGCUUCCCAACCAGGGGUUGAGCUUGUAAACCCUGCACUGGAAGGUGAGACAUUUCCUUAUUCUUAACAUCUUAUAUCACUAUGAUACAUUUGUCACAGUUAAUGAACAGUGUUAGUAACUAGUCUCUCUACUUCUAAUUUCCUUCGUUGUUUUUUUUUUUUCCUAGAGACUUUUCUCUGUUCCAGGAUCCCAUUCAGGAUACCACAUAUUACUUUUAGUCAUCAUGUCUCCUUAGACUCCUCUUGGCUAUCACAUUUUUAUUAGUAAUAUUACAUAAACAUUGUAUCUUGAUGCACCUGUAUUGGUCAGAAGCCAAAAAUUUUUUCCCGAAGGCUAAUUACCUGUUCCAGGUAGGCUCAGAAAAUCAGUAAAAUUCUUUUUUGAUUGAGGUCUUUUUCUAUUUUUUCUGAGGACACUGGCCAUCUCUGGAGUUUUACUCUGUGUGCCUGUUAUGGUCAUUUUUCUGCUCAGCUUCAUGAGGAAAUCAUUAAACAUUGGACAAGUUGAUCAGACAUAUGGGUCAUCUGGACUCACAGAGGCUCUGCACUAGUGUGAGAAGAUGAGCCCUGCCACCUCAGCUAAAUACUGAAUUCAAUGA